GCCUUUCAAAAUAUUUGAAGUGCUCAAAAAGUAAAAUUAGAAACUCCAAUUCUAAAUUUUUUCUUCCCUCCCAAAAUCUUAUAUAAACACCUCCCAACCAUUAAACGUUGAUCACACCAUUUCAACAGCAAACAAACACGUCUUCACUUCUCCUUCUUCUUCUCCCACUGUCAUUAGUUUCAAUAAUAAACAAAAGAAUUUCCAACCAAUUUCUUCAAUUCAUCAACCAGUUAUGGCUCCAAGCUUAAGCAAAAACUCCACAGAAGUAUUGGGAGCUGUGGAUGACCAAAUACCACUAUCAAUAACUCUUGAAGGCUCAGAUUUUUUAGCCAAUGGUCACCCUGUUCUAACAGAGGUCCCAUCCAACAUUGUUGCUACACCAUCUCCAUAUUUCUCCAAGAAAAAUCUGUCCAGAAAAAUGGUAGGAAGUUUUGUCGGCUUUGAUGCUAAAGAACCAAAGAGCCACCAUGUAGUCCCAUUAGGAAAGCUUCAAAACAUAAGAUUCAUGAGCAUUUUCAGAUUCAAAGUAUGGUGGACCACUCAUUGGGUGGGAGAUUGUGGUAAAGAUGUCGAACACGAGACCCAAAUAAUCAUCCUGGAGAAAUCCAAAAACGGAAACCGCCCUUAUGUUCUUCUCCUCCCCAUUCUUGAAGGCCAAUUCAGAGCUUCAUUGCAGCCGGGCGCGGAUGAUUACAUCGACCUCUGCGCGGAAAGCGGAUCUUCCAAAGUUUGCGAAUCGAGGUUUCGCAGCUGCCUUUAUAUGCACGUUGGAGGUGAUCCAUUCCAAUUAGUGAAGGAAGCCAUAAAAGUGGUCAGGGUCCAUUUGGGAACUUUCAAGCUUCUUGAAGAGAAAACUCCGCCAGGUAUAGUUGAUAAAUUUGGUUGGUGCACUUGGGAUGCCUUUUAUCUUAAGGUACAUCCUAAAGGGGUAUGGGAAGGGGUAAAAAAUUUAGUAGAGGGUGGAUGCCCGCCAGGUAUGGUCUUGAUAGACGACGGAUGGCAAUCCAUUUGCCAUGAUGAAGAUGAAUUGAAUGAUCACCAAGAAGGGAUGAAUAGGACUUCAGCUGGUGAACAAAUGCCCUGUAGGUUAAUAAAAUUUGAAGAAAAUGCUAAGUUUCGGGAGUAUAAGAGCUCUAGGGUACCCUAUGAAAGAGGGUUGGGUGGUUUUGUUAGGGAUCUUAAAGAUGAGUUUAGGAGUGUAGAACAUGUUUAUGUUUGGCAUGCUCUGUGUGGGUACUGGGGUGGGGUUAGGCCUAAUUUAGGACCUAAGAUGCCUGAAUCUAGGGUCAUUAGUCCUAAAUUGUCACCGGGAUUGCAGAUGACAAUGGAGGAUUUGGCUGUUGACAAGAUUGUCAACAAUGGAGUUGGGUUGGUCCCACCAAACAAAGUGCAAGAGUUGUAUGAAGGUUUGCAUUCGCAUCUUCAAUCAGCUGGAAUUGAUGGAGUCAAGGUGGAUGUUAUACAUUUGCUCGAGAUGCUAAGCGAAGACUUUGGAGGAAGAGUUGAGCUAGCCAAGUCAUAUUACAAAGCUUUGACUGCAUCAGUCAGAAAACACUUCAAAGGCAAUGGCGUUAUUGCUAGCAUGGAGCAUUGCAAUGACUUCUUUUACCUUGGAACAGAGGCCAUUGCUCUGGGUCGAGUAGGGGAUGACUUCUGGUGCACUGACCCAUCGGGUGAUCCCAACGGUACAUUUUGGCUACAAGGGUGUCACAUGGUGCAUUGUGCUUACAACAGCCUAUGGAUGGGCAAUUUCAUUCAACCAGAUUGGGAUAUGUUCCAAUCAACUCAUCCAUGUGCUGAGUUUCAUGCUGCUUCCAGAGCCAUUUCUGGAGGACCAAUUUAUGUUAGUGAUUCUGUUGGCAGUCACAAUUUUGAACUGCUCAAGAGUCUAGUCUUGCCUGAUGGUUCCAUCCUAAGGUGUCAAAAUUAUGCUCUUCCAACUAGAGACUGCCUCUUUGAGGAUCCUUUACAUGAUGGGAAAACCAUGCUCAAGAUUUGGAACCUCAACAAGGUACAUUAGACUAACAAUCCGUUACCAAAUCAAAUCAAUGCCAUUUCCUAAACUAACAAUCUGAUCACCAAAUCAAAUUUAUAAACUGUAGAGGCUAAUGCAAGUGAUUGCCAAACUCUGCCCGAAAUGUGAAAAUUGAUGUUGUGUUUUGGGUUCAUUUUGGCAGUUUGCCGGAGUACUUGGAGUGUUCAACUGUCAGGGAGGAGGUUGGUGUCGUGAGACAAGGAGAAACAAAAGCGCAAGCCAAUUUUCAGUCACCAUUUCAUGCUUGGCAAGUCCGAAAGAUAUCGAGUGGCAAAAUGGAAACACCCUAGCAUUAAUGUCCCAGGAUGCAAAUGAUGAAGGAACUUAUGCAGUUUAUAUGCACCGUCAAAAGAAGCUCAAACUAAUGAACAUUACGGACAACUGCGAAAUUUCUCUUAUGCCAUUCAAUUAUGAGCUUUUGACAAUCUCUCCCACAACUUCUUUCAGACAAAAAUCAGUUCAAUUUGCACCAAUCGGACUGGCUAAUAUGCUGAAUUCCGGUGGUGCAGUGGAGAGCGUAACGUGCGAUAGUGACAAAGCCACAGUGACUGUCGGAGUGAAGGGAUGUGGUGAAAUGAGAAUUUUUGCAUCAGAGAAACCUCAGUGUUGUAUGAUUGAUGGAGUUUGUGUAGAUUUCAGGUAUGAUUCUCAAAUGGUCAUAGUUGAUGUCCCAUGGCCUAAUUCCUCAAACUUGUCUUUCAUUAGGUAUCUAUUUUGAGAAAUCUUCGUUUGGAAUUGCUCGUUCAUGAUAAGCUGUAAUAUAAUGUUGUAUUUACCUGUCCAAGACCAGCUGGAUAGGAGUUGUAAGAGCUAAUUAUUCCUAUUUUAUCGAAAUUGAAUGUGUAUUCUAAUCUUUUUUAAUGACCUUUAUAUCGACUUCAUUUUCCAAAGC
Messenger RNA from Oldenlandia corymbosa var. corymbosa, 2927 nucleotides. The record is from the annotation of a GenBank genome assembly. NCBI's taxonomy places the organism in Eukaryota, Viridiplantae, Streptophyta, Magnoliopsida, Gentianales, Rubiaceae.